CUCUUCUCAGCCUGUCUGGCGGCGGCAGCAGCAGCUCCUCCUCAGUGAUUCCCUCCGUCUCCUCUUCAACCCUCCGCCGCGCGUCCGGCGAGUGAAGAACUUGAGAAAAGAAAAGUCUAAUAUGUUGGGUCACGUUUGAAAGACAUGAAAAUGCCAGCAGUGGAGAGUGAAGCCAAGGCAAAAACUAAGGUUCGCUUUGAAGAAAUAUUCAGGAACCAUGCUGGCCUAGUGGAUAAAAGGGAAUUAAAGAAGAAACGAUUAAGCAUUUCUGAGAAUGUUGUGCUUGAGACGUUCAAAAAUCAUCUUGAUCUUACCCAAGAAAGUGAAAAUGAUGAGGUAAUUAUAAACAACACAUAUAACGAAGAGGAAAGGAGUCCACAGUUUACAAAAAACAAGCUCAGAGAUAAAGCCUCAGUUGCAGAAAAAAUAAAUAAUAAUGUUGUUAGUGGAGAGAAAAACAAGCAAACGAAGACUAACAAGAAGAAGAAAAAGGCAGUGUUACAAGAACAACUUAAUGAGGAAGAAAAGCUAUGUGAAACUAAGUUGGACAGUUUUGAAAAACAGAUUCAUGUUUUUUCAAAGCAAAAAGCAAAAAGUGUAUUACAGGCAGAUGCACUUCAUCAAAAAGAGGACAGCAACAUAAAAGAUACCUUGAAUAGAGUUAGAAAUACAUCUGAAUUAGAUGAGGAAGAACAGCUAAUUCAAGCCUAUGAGCAGCAAGUGGCUGAGGAAGAAGCAAACGCAAUUAAGAAGAAAAUAAAAAAGAAACUUAAAGAGCAGAUGUCUGAAUUCACCUCCAGUGUUCAAAGUCAUGAAGUGGUAUUGAACAAUGAAGUGAGCAAAAAGAAGAAAAAGAAAAAAGAAGUAGCUGCUGUAUCUGAAGCUCAAACAAGUGCAAUGUCCCUUUCUGAACUACAGAAUGAUGCAGAGGAAGAAAAUACCAGCAAAAAGAGAUCAUUGGAAAGACCACUCAUAUCAAAGUCUAAAAAGGAUGAUGUGUUAACAGAGGAACAGGAGCUGGAGGAGGAUAUUGAAAAACAGAUAUUUAAAGGAAAGAAAUCAAAAAGAAAAUGGAAAAAAGCCAUAGAAGAAAAUGGAGAAAACAAUGAAGAAACUACUUCACAUGAGGCUGCUGGAAGUGUUUCACCAGAAUUGAAACCCAUUUUUGAUGACAGCCUUGUUUUAGGUGUUUACAUCCAUCGAACUGAUCGACUUAAAACUGAUGUCAUGGUAUCACAUCCCAUGGUUAAGAUUCAUGUAAUUGAUCAGAAAACUGGUCUGUAUGUCAAGAAAGAGAAUAGCAGCCGGCCAGUUUCAUCUUUCUAUGAACAAGAGAAAGUGGGACAUAUUCUUCCCAUUAUGACCCAACCUUAUGAUUUCAGACAGUUUAAGUCAACUCUUCCGGAAUGGGAGGAACAAAUCCUAUUCAAUGAACGUUUUAACUAUUUACUUCAAGAUGCAGAAGGAAGCCCAAGAGUAAUCCUGUUUUUUGAGAUCCUUGAUUUUUUAAGCAUGAAUGAUGCAAAGGCCAACUUUGAUGUUCAAGUUCACGAGAGUGGCUUUCGGAAAAUCUGUUGGGCAUUUCUGAAGCUUGUAGGUGCAAAUGAAGUUCUAAAUGUUGGUGGAAAAAUACGUCUUCAACUAUAUUUUCCUCCACCAAGAACCAGAACACAACUAAAUGUUGUGGAAGUUUAUGAUUGGUGGGCAAAAUGUCCCAGAAACCAUUAUCCUUCGACACUGUAUGUAACUGUAAAGGGCAUUAAACUUCCAGAUCAUGUUGAUCCUUCUUUACGUUCUAUGAUGGCUGUUCAGCAAGAAUAUCAUUCCCCAUCUUUCCUGGACCUACAGAGUGAAAUAUCAAAAAAAGCUAAUAAUUCUGGGCCACAAGUGAAAAAGGAGGAGCCAUUUAAGUGGACAAAACUUCCUGGACAGGUUUGUCGCAUACCAAACAAGUAUCUGUUUUCCCUGCGAGCAGGAGAUUUGGGAUGUUUCUGUAUUCGCUUCUCUGAAGAUGGCCGAACAUUAGCAGCUGGUUGUGCAGGAAGAGAUGGUUAUCCUAUUAUUUUAUAUGAGAUUCCUUCUGGAAAAUACCUGAGGGAAUUUUAUGGACAUCUAAACAUUGUGUAUGAUCUUUGCUGGUCAAAAGAUAAUCAGCAUCUCCUUACUGCCUCCUCAGAUGGCACUGCAAGAAUGUGGAAAAUUGAAGCCCAGGCAACAUCAGCCAUGAAAGUUUUCCCUCAUCCUUCAUUUGUCUACAGUGCUAAAUUCCACCCAGUAGCUGAGUAUAUCAUAGUAACAGGAUGUUAUGACUCUGUGAUUAGAGCCUGGAAUGCAAAAGUGAAGGAAAUUCACGGGCAUCUUCUGCAAGAGUUCGAUGGUCACAGAGGUUUCAUCAAUACGUUGUGUUUUGAUGCAGAAGGAUUUCACAUGUUUUCUGGAGACAGCACGGGCCUAAUAAUUGUCUGGAAUACUUUUGUUAAAGAAAAUUCUCAAUCACCAAUCCAACACUGGGGCAUUGAUAAGGAAAUAAAAGUUGAUGAUAUUAAAGGGACAGCAAUCAAUCAUUUGGAGGUGCAUCCAAAUGGAAGACGUUUAUUGAUCCAUGCCAAAGACAGUACUGUGAGAAUUAUGGACCUGCGAAUCUUGGCUACAAAGAAAUACAUAGGUGCUACAAAUUAUCGAGAAAAAAUUUGCAGUACCUUAACACCAUGUGGAACAUUCCUUUUUUCUGGAAGUGAAGAUGGUGUAGCAUAUGUCUGGAAUCCAGAAACAGGUGAUCAAGUAGCCAUGUAUUCUGAUCUUUCCUUCACAUCUCCACUUCGUGAUGUUGCCUUUCAUCCACAUGAACAUAUGGUGUCAUUCUGUGCCUUCGGUCAAAACCAACCAAUACUUGUGUAUAUUUACGAUUACAAAGUUGCCCAGCGGGAAGCUGAACUCGUAAAAGAUCUGAGUGGAUUACAUUUAUUUACAUCAUCCAGAGGUCCACAGAUCCUUAGCAAUUGUGCUGAUACUUCUGCCCAGAAUGAUUCAAUAAUGUCUCCUGCUGACCAGUUUGCAAAUAUUGCAAGGGUAUCUAUGAGGAUGCAAAAAGUCAAACAAAAGCUGGAUUCUGUUGCGGCCAGCUCCAGUCCAUUGCUUCCUAGCCCGUCUCUUCUGUCACCACACUCCAAAUUAAGAUUGGCAAGUACACUGGGCGAACGACGGAUCCCUCUGCAUUCUCUUCCUACUCGAAGUGGGAGCUUUGUCCCAGUAGGAAAUCCUUUUAGCCGAACGCCUUCUGCUGGACUACAUACGAAUGCUGAGUUUACAGCAGCAGCAUACACCAAAGGAGAUGCUAGUUCAAUACCUGUCCAAGAAACAGUAGUGGCUCUUUAUGACUACACAGCGCAUCGAUCAGAUGAGCUAACCAUCCAUUGCAGUGACAUUAUCCAAGUGUUAUACAAAGAUAAUGAUAACUGGUGGUUUGGCAGCCUAGUGAAUGGACAGCAAGGCUAUUUUCCAGCGAAUUAUGUGGUUGGUGAAACACAAUAUGAAGAACAGCUGUCUCCCAGAUUAGCAGACGAUUCUGCUCCUCUUAUAUCCAGUGACCUGGCAGAAGCAGCAUCUCCAACAAUGCUUGGGAUGUCAGCCGUCAUCAGCAAAUCAGGAGACCAAAAAUUUAUUACAGAGAAUGACAUAGACAACGUGGCCACACAAGGUACAAAAAGAAAAACACAGAAGAAGGGCAUACAAAUGGACGAAAAAGAAUACAAGGCAGAUGUAAUUACACUUGACAACUUUCCAUCUAAUAAUGUUGAGGAUGAACCUAAGAAAAUCAUGAUGAUGAAGAAGAGGAAGAAAAGGGCUGUCAAAACUGCAAGUGGAACAUCAAAUGAUGCCUUCCAGCUAGACUCUCCUAAUACAUAGUCCCCAUUUUGUUCCUGGGAUACAAAUAAUAUGGAAAACUAUGAAAUUACUGUUUGUUCUGGAAUGGUGAUCUCACUUGGUUGAGAACAUGAAGAAUUGUUAAAUACAUAAAUUUACCCCCAAACCAGUAGAGAUUUAUCAUGGCAUGGAGAAGCCAAGGGGAAGAACAUGUACUGAAUGUUCCAUUGAAAUUAAAAACGAGUUAAAGACUUGACUAUUUUUUGCCAGUAGAAAGAACUUGGAAAUGUCUCAAUAUCUAAUAAAAUAUUCAAGUCAGUGAGAUGAAGUAGCCUAAGAAUUCUAAGUUAUAGAGUACCAUCAUGGGUAAGGCAGCACAACUGCCCUUAAGUUGAUUGUAGUCUAUAAAUUAAAGGAAAGCAACUUAACUGGGACAGAAACAUGUCUGGUGUUGGUACAAAUAAAGUAGCACAGCAUUUUGUCCUUAAUAUGUGAAGGAGUUUAAGCUUAUAAAAAUAAGCCCAAAAUACUCUUUGAUUUUUCCUGCUACUCAUAUACUUAGGACUACAAUCUCACAUACUGAUGUGCAUCUGCAAAUGAAUUAUAAUAAAUCUCAAUCUUUAUAUGAGUAAAUAGCAGCCACCAUCACUAAGGGAUGCAAGCAAUAAAUUUUUGUAUGUUGGUUUUUAAAAUGAAAACUUUUCAUAGAUUUUUAAUACAAAAGGUUUUAGAAAAUUCUGUUUUGCUGCACUGAAAAGCAGCAUUGCCAAAUUUGUUCUACUUUUAUUUUUUUAACAACUGUUUGACAUCAAUAUGUGGGUGGGGUACUGUUUUGUGUAACAUCUGUUUAUGCUCAGGUGUAACUGUUUUUAAAUUAUAAAGCAUUAAGUUGUGAAUGACUUACUAAUGAUGAUUUCCGGUAGCUUUAUUUACGAUCCUCUCGUGUAUAUAUGUUGACUGUGGGUGUCCAGGUUAUUUAUACUGUGUUAAGAAAUUCUGCCCCCUUCCUUUCUGAAGCAAUAAAUAACAUAAAUUUAGAAACCCCUUUUUUUAGUAGUCAUGGCAUUUGAUUCCAUUAAAAAAAAGAAGUGAAAAUAACCAUGUCAACCACUGAUGUGCAAAAUAACACCCAGAUGCAAAGGAAUAAAUUUCAAAUAUUAUAGUAUAUCCCUGCAUGUGUUUAGUAGGCGUAGAGUGCAUAAACAUAUUUCUCUAC
Messenger RNA from Elgaria multicarinata webbii, 5080 nucleotides. RefSeq names its product Abelson helper integration site 1 (gene AHI1). Lineage: Eukaryota; Metazoa; Chordata; Lepidosauria; Squamata; Anguidae. The transcript has 25 exons. The record is from RefSeq and is a predicted model, not a curated record. Bases 145 to 3906 code for a protein of 1253 amino acids. Gene Ontology annotation, cellular component: ciliary basal body. Gene Ontology annotation, molecular function: protein binding. Gene Ontology annotation, biological process: motile cilium assembly.